Chara braunii is the source of this 988-nucleotide messenger RNA. NCBI's taxonomy places the organism in Eukaryota, Viridiplantae, Streptophyta, Charophyceae, Charales, Characeae. The record is from the annotation of a GenBank genome assembly.
GCAUGAGAAAAGGGGUAGGUGGCGUGAUUUAAGUAUUAGCAGUUUGCCUUUGCCUGCCUGAGCUUACUUGAAUCACCUUGGUGUUCUAUUGCCCGUUAUGCGUAUCAGGCUACCAUCAGCGUCAUGGCGGAAGAAAGCGGCUACGCCAAGAUCUUGCUUUGGAGGAUUUCGUGCCUCUUGAAGAUAUUGUUGCACGAAGUGUUGCAGGAGUCAAUGCCCCCAGCUCUCCGCGCCCUGCUGUUCCAAGGAAGGAACCUGUUUAGCUUUUUGCGUGACUUUCAGGAUUUUAGCCUUACGAAGAUGUGGAACGAGAAGACGAUGUGGUACAUGCUCCCCGUGUUCGUUUGUGAAGGACUAAGUGAGGAGGUGUACACCCUCAUGCUGAGGUCGCAAACCUGGGAUAAGCUGGAAGCUUCUCUGGAGUUGAGGUUCCCAGAGGAUGGGGUGGAAUGCAGGCUUGGUAAGGUCCAUGAGCAGCCAGCCGAGGCCGCGUCAACGCAAGGAGAGCUGAGUGGUAUACAGAGGCAAGCUGGGAUGCUGGAAGAGAGGUUGGCGCGGUUAGAAGAGGCCGGGUGUGGCAAGAGGAAGGCCUUUGAAGAAGCUUCAAACGGACCGGCUGGGCAGGAUGAGGCGGAGGUAAGGGAGGAUCAUCAGGAGUUACUCCUCCACAAGAAGACCCCGAGAGGGCAAGUUUGCGUCCUAGAAAGAGAUGAAGAUGAGGGGGUCAUUGAGAUUAAGGAGGAGCGAGAAUCUAGUAUGACCCUACCCGUUAUUGCGUCGGAGCCGAAGGGAGGGCCCAUUGACAGAGAGGCACCCUCGGCUGCGGGUCGGGAGAGGCGAAGGAGUAUGGUUGUGGUUCGGACUCGGGAUGUGAUUGCCUGCGAUUUCAUACAUAUAUGGCUGAGAGGAGCCUCAUUGUGACUGUGAGAAGUGAUCGUCCUAUAUAAUUAACCCUUACGUAUUUAUAAGUGCCCUGAGCAUUUGAGAG